AUGAUAAUUACUGGAUGUGGUAACUAUUACUAAACAUUGAAGUAAUUGGGUUCAGGUUCAUUUGGAUCUGUAUAUUUGGUAAAAGAUCUAAACACUCAAAAUGAGUAUGCAUGCAAAAUUGUAUUUUAUUGAUAUAAGUAAAAUGAAGAUUUCGAAACAAUUAAUCAACAUGUAUAAUGCAAAUUAGAUGAUUCAAAGUGAAAUAGCAAUUCACUAUUCUUGUAAUCAUAAACAUAUAGUGAAAUUGUAUUCAUAUUGGGAGGAUUAAAGCAACAUCUAUAUUCUACUUGAAUAUUGUAGUAAGGGUCAUUUGAUUCAUCCAAAGACUCAAUUCACAGAAGAUGAAGUAUUUUAGAUAUUCAAUUAAAUUCUAAGUGGAGUAGACUAUCUCCAUAAGAAUAAUAUUGUCCAUAGAGAUUUGAAAGUAAUGUUAAAUUUCUAAAAUAGUUUGAAAACAUCUUAAUUAAUGAAGAUGGUACCUUAAAAUUAUGUGAUUUUGGAUGGGCCAUUAAGGUUCAGUAGCUUCCAGUUGAAAAUGUAAUGUGUGGGACAACUGAAUAUAUGCCGCCUGAAGUAGUAUCAAAAUAAGUACUGGAUUUUAAAGUUGAUACUUGGUCAUUGGGAGUUAUCCUUUUUGUAAUUAUGAAAAUAACAUAGGAAUUAUUACAUAGUUCAUUCCCAUUCAAUGGAAAGGAUCAACAAGAAUUGAUCAAUAAUAUACUUAAUAAUCAAUUAAUAAUUUCUAGAAGACAUGACAUCAGUGAACAUUUAAUUAAUUUGAUUUAAGCAUUACUAAUUAAGAAUCCAGAGUUUAGACCUGGUAUAGAGUAAAUUUAUUUAUGUAAAUGGAUGAAAUAGAAUAUGAAGACUCAUAAUUUAUUUAACCAUUAUGAAAAUGAAUAAUUAAAAUUAAAAGUGAAAUAAAAGAAUAUCACACUCAAGGCUGUUAAUGAUAUUUAAUAGUAAAUAAAAUUCUAAUCUUAAAUAGUUUAACGCCUAAUAAUAAAACCAAGAUUUCAAAUGAUGGUUAAGAAGGCAACAAUAGUCAUACAACAUAAUCAUAAUCAACUAAUACAUCCCCAGGACCUAAGAAUUAUAUUGAUAAAUUUUUUAGUUUUAUAGAGUAAUUUAAAAAUUUUUGA
Molecule: messenger RNA, 1142 nt
Organism: Paramecium sonneborni
Lineage: Eukaryota; Ciliophora; Oligohymenophorea; Peniculida; Parameciidae
Source: the annotation of a GenBank genome assembly